This is a messenger RNA of Sphaerulina musiva SO2202, 1239 nucleotides long. RefSeq lists its product as uncharacterized. The transcript has a single exon. The record is from RefSeq and is a predicted model, not a curated record. The coding region runs from base 1 to 1239 and encodes 412 amino acids. Lineage: Eukaryota; Fungi; Ascomycota; Dothideomycetes; Mycosphaerellales; Mycosphaerellaceae.
AUGCAGACCAAACUCGGGCCGGUCGACCGCCUCGAGGGCUGUUCCCGUCCCUGCUGCAAUGGUGAGAGAAGUUUCUUCCGGAAAGAGUCGCUAACCAACAUACCAAUGCCGACAUUAAGGAACCGGAUUCACCCUGUCUUUGCUCGGGAAAAGCUUGCGUGCCUUUACAGUCGGCUCCACAACCCAGCGAUCCUGGACCAUACCUUGCAGCUAGCCACGAUGUUGAUCGAAGCCUCCCUACCCUUUUGGCACUCCCUCCUAUUCGGAGAAAUGAGAAUGAUGGAGGAGAGGCAGGUGAGUGAGGGCCGUGACGGCCUGCCUCGUCACGAUCUACAAUGGGAGAUUGUCAACGAGCUAAAGUACACUGAUGAAAUACCCGAAGCACUGACCCUGCCACAGCAGGUGAAUGUCCGAAUCAGACUGAUUGAGCUUGCAGCACACAUUACAUACGUACUUAUUCCACCUGUAGAAGAAGAGGAAGAUGAAGAGGAGGAGGAGGAGGAGGAGGAGGAACGAGAAGAGGACGGAAACGCCUGGACCGUCUCUAAAGAUUGGAUCCAUUCCGACCACGACUCACGAGCCGAUUUCUUCAACGGCCGCAGAUCCGUCAUCCAACUCGAAGAGACGUUCGCCGAAAACUUCGCACGACAUCAACACCUCCCCGACACCGACCCCCUGAGCUACCAGUGGUGCGCCUUCGCCACCGCCAUCACGCUAGUCCACGAACUCGCCCACGCCGCAGAAGUCGCUCGCCGCCCCGUCGUCCUCGGCGACGGACUCGACCUCAACCGUACCAGCCUCGGAAAUCUCUAUUUCGAAAACUCUCCAGUUUCCGAGACCGGCUUCGAAUGGGAGUCUCGCACCUUGGGCGGCAUGAUCAAUCGUUCGCAAGGUCCAGCCAUGUAUCACAAUGAUCAACGUCGCACCCACCUGGGCCGCCUGUACGAAAUCGACGGUCACGCGGUCCCGUUUCCCGGCAUGAUUUGCACCACGGCCUGGCCGGAUCCGGAUACGUUGAGGCUUUAUGAGAAAUUGGGGGAGAGUUUUGGGACGAGGAAGGAUAGUGAGCUUUCGUUUGACCUUGACAGACAGGUGGGGAGGUCGGCGAGUGUUUGCUUUGAAUGGGUGCAACGGUUGUUUCGCAGGGAGACUUGGGAAGGUGCUGGGGCUGGGUUUCGCGGUUAUGGGGCUUUGUGGCCGAGGGACUUGGUUUGGAUGACUGAGAGGGAGUGGUAUUGA